Babesia bovis T2Bo is the source of this 1562-nucleotide messenger RNA. RefSeq names its product putative integral membrane protein. Lineage: Eukaryota; Apicomplexa; Aconoidasida; Piroplasmida; Babesiidae. The record is from RefSeq and is a predicted model, not a curated record. The coding region runs from base 66 to 1535 and encodes 489 amino acids. The transcript is spliced from 6 exons.
GAUAUAAACUAAUUCGAAAAACUCUAAAUAUUACAACAUAGUAUUACCCAGCUAUUGUAAUAUAAAUGGAUAGAUACAACUCAAGGAGCAGUCCCGAUUACGUGGACGAAGAACCCCCUGCCUACAACGAUGGUGUCGAUUCUGAAUCCGUCCAACAGGUGCUAUCUGAGCAUAUGAUUGACGUUACAGAAAUCGAUGAAGCAGUGCCACAGAGCAUCUCUAGGGGAAGUUAUGAGAAACCUUCUGAAGAUAUGGUUCCAGUCGAUGAUCUCGAAUCUCGUGGCAGCGAGGACGUACAACCAAUGGGACAACCUGGUGACAUUGAAGCUGGAACAGGUGUAUGCCCGUUUGGUUUUGAUGAACAUGGACGUCGAUUUUCAGAGGAAGGACCCGUUGAGACUGAGGAAGGCCUAUUUGUAAAUCCUUUUGACACAAACAUGGACGAUUUAUCAUACAAAUUGCGAAUGUUUGCGUUAUUAGGUUUCCUACCUUUCUUCUGGAUUGGAUGGGUUAUUGGUGCUAUUUAUGGUGCUGUUUCGCGUAAAACCAAGCAAAUCCACAAAAAGCUUAGUAUCUUGUUAUUCGGCCUUUCUGUUGUUGGAGCAGCGGUAAUAAUCGUCACUACAUCUGCUAUCUAUUUGUCACUGAAGUCCGUUCCUGCUACUCCAAAACUUACCAAGGCUUAUGUUAGUGAAAACCCUCUUUUCCCCUUUUUGGACUACGAACCUGCCGUUGCUCCUGGUAUCCUUCCAGAGCCUGAUGCCGCUAAAUUUGAAGCCCCUGUGAGGGGUAAAAAUGAUUUCUUUGAUCAAUAUCAAUUGACAUCUGAAAAGAACCAGAAGACUAUACUCAUGGUCAUGAGGGAUAUGCCUAUUGGAUGGUAUAUUAACAGCGCAAUCAGGGAUACUGCCAAGGCAGGAUACAAUGUAUAUGCAGCAAACAUACAUACUGACUGGGAAGCAGAAGCAGACCCGGAUGGAACGGAGGAGUAUUACGGUCUCAAAAAGAUAAAGGUUAUGUUCGACAAGUUUAAGAUUCCAAUAAAAGGUUCCCUAUACUUAGCAAUGGUUUUAAAUAGAAAAGACGCUGAAUUAUUCAAGCCAUCUGUCAGUCCUACUCCUUUGUUUGAAGGAAUGGUUCUGAUAAAUAAUGAAGAACUCGACAAAUCUAAGAUUCCCGUAUUAACUGAAGGCUCCUUCGAUUUAUCAGCGUUGAUACCCAAGGUUGCCAGUCAUGCUGUAUAUAUCAAUACUGAAAUGACAUGCCCCGAUAAAAGAUUACCACCUCUGGAGGUUACUAUUGAUGGAACAAAGGACUAUAGUUACAAACGCGGCACCUUCGAUGAAUUGUCAGCGCUUUUCUUCACCAACUAUCCUGAAAGUAAGUGGACCAAACCUUACCCACGGAAGUUGGUACCAUUGGACACUAAGAUUGAGCAAGUGUUUGCAAAGGCUGUGAAAGACCUUAUAGCGUAUCGUUCGCUAGUGGACAGUCCAGACAGUAAACUACAGUUAUGCGCAAAAGCUAAAGCUUAAGAAAUUACAUAGUACGUGUGUUGUUUU